AUGGACGUCUGGUACAUUGACGCUGAUAGCACCAACGAUAGCGAACCUUUCACCGAGUAUUCCAUCGUGUAUACAUCAACGAUAACAUUCUCUGGAAACCGCAGUGAUUACACGCCACCCUACCCUACUAUCAGUACACCCAACAUUUGCGACCCAGAGGCUCCAAGCCCAUCAUUCUCAAAGAUUGAUCCAUCUCAUGGCUCCGAGGAGUCUGGAGCAUUCCCAUUGCCAGGCUCUGAAUUAACUAAGGAGCCCCCUCAAGCUUGCUUACCAGGGAAACCUUGUACUUCAGAAAAGCCCCCAGGUUGGUCGGUUCCAACAGCCGUUCCUGGAGUGCCAGGUUUAACUAUGUCAAGCUCGAGAAUGACUGUGACAUUUAUAACGACUGACAAGAACCCGGCGGUGGUAUUCCCCACAGAGCCGCCGCCGCACUUCGACCGACCGACUGGUGUAGGAGGUCUUCCUAUGAGUAACAAACAACUGCCGCGGCCCUCCAAAGCGCCAGGCUCAAAUCACCCAAAUUCUCCGGGGGGGCACGGAAAGUCGAGUCCUAAGUCGGGUCCUAAGUCGGGUCCUAAGUCGGGUCCACAACCUGACGUGAAGCCGCGACCUCCGGCAGAAUCUGGACCGAGGCCAACGUCAGGACCGCAGCCAAAACUCGAGCCACAAGGGGGUCCACAGCCCCAAUCACAGCCUGACACCGAACCUGGACCUCCUAGGAAGUUUCUUGUGACUGCCAGAGGCCAGGAAGUCAUUGUCAAUGACCGGACCUUUUCCAGUCUCAGAGCAGAUCAAACAACAACAGUCACUGUCGAUUAUGGAACAUUCACCAUCCGCCCAACAGAAGUGGUUGGUGAAGGAGCAACAGUCAGGAAACCGCAGCCUGUCGGUACUGUGAUUUCCGUUGUCAGCCCUACAAGUGCGACUAUCGGAAAGAUAUCUGUUACUGUUUCGGGCACGGAAGCUAUCGUGGGCGGCACGAGGCUCAAAAUUCCUCUUAUGGGCACGACCACAAGGCUAAAGGUUCCUGUCGUCGGAUCAAAUACUAUUAUGGAGGACCGACAAGUGUCCAUUGCGCCUGGUGGAGUGGUUGUUGAUGAUGAAACACUCACAUACCAUGGGGUUGGGGGCCCUCAGACAGACGUGAUCAUUGAAGGUGGUGAGAUGGUCACUGCAAUUGGAAAAUCUGUGUUUGUCUUUCACUCUACGACCCUGAUAUAUGGAACUGGCACCCCCGUGACAACGGAAACAAUCGAUGACGAUACUAUCACUGUUGGACCAAAAGGUAUUGUUGUUGAUGGAACAACUCUAGGCGGGUCUGACGCCGAGCUCACUAGCACCAAAUAUCGAAUUGUUGGUGGAGCGACCAUCACCAAAGUCAACCCCUCAUACGCGAUAAUCGAUGAAUCAACCUUCACUGCCGGUCCUGGUGCCAAGAGCACAACAAAAGUGGCCGGUGGCGAAACCAUCACGAUCGGGCCCAGCGGUAUCAUCAUUGGCACAAUAACAAUAAAGUACCCCUUCGGGGCUUCAACUGUAACCACCAUCGAGGCGAAAGCAACAGCGUCUGACGAAUUACCUGUUGCAACAGGAACCAGCAACAACAAUGCCAAGGAGGAUGGAAAGAGGAUGAAAGAGGAUGACAGCGGUACAAUUUUACAACGGCCAGGUUUGGCAACGGGAAUGACUGGGUUAUGCAUAGCGUUCGGCGUUUGGAUUCUGUUUUGA
This is a messenger RNA of Fusarium musae, 1728 nucleotides long. RefSeq lists its product as uncharacterized. Bases 1 to 1728 code for a protein of 575 amino acids. The transcript is spliced from 2 exons. Lineage: Eukaryota; Fungi; Ascomycota; Sordariomycetes; Hypocreales; Nectriaceae. The record is from RefSeq and is a predicted model, not a curated record.